This is a messenger RNA of Cloeon dipterum, 738 nucleotides long. RefSeq names its product protein YIPF3-like. The record is from RefSeq and is a predicted model, not a curated record. Lineage: Eukaryota; Metazoa; Arthropoda; Insecta; Ephemeroptera; Baetidae. The coding region runs from base 15 to 662 and encodes 215 amino acids. The transcript has a single exon.
CUCAGGUACAGAAAAUGAUGCACAGAAUGUGGGACAAAGAACCUUUGAUUCCGACCUCGUACACCCCGAGAUACAAACAAAUAUUAAAAGCGCCGCCCCAAAUUUACUUCAGAGACUUUGUUAAACAACUAGUCGCACCCUUGAUCCCAUCUCCCAAAUGCGUACCGUUCAAAGUAACAGAACUGGUGACACCAGCAGUGGCCUACUUUGGGCUUGUGCUGCUCCUGUUCAACUUCAAAUCUGCCAAAUCCGAUUUCCCCGCUGCUCUGCUAUCUGUAACGCUAUACAUGAUUCUGGUGCCAGCUGGAACGUACCUUUUGUGUUUGGCUGGAAAAGCACCUUUGUCCUUUGCUAAGGUCUUUUCCGUCGUCACAGCCUCACAGAUUGGAACUCUGCUGACUCUUCUGGUACCAAUUGUAAUAUCACAUGAGAAUGCUUUCAAAAGCCACGUCCCCUUUUUAGUCGCCCUGGCCAUUUUCGGUGGACUGACAACUGCUAGAGUUUGUUUGGUCCUGAUUGUGGCUCUGCCAGUGCCAGUGAUGCGUCUGAUUACAGGCACAGUUGUGGCUCUGACCAAUCUGUUCUUCAUGCUUUUCUUGCACUUUGCCUUCAUGCACCCAACAUUCAAGUAUGGCAUUGGUGCAUACAAAUCAAGUUUUUAACAGAUAGAUCUGAACAUGUCAAGCCAAUUUGUAAAGAUGUGAGCAGAAGUAAAAUAUAUUAGCUGUUUUAAUUUCA